This is a messenger RNA of Linum tenue, 2030 nucleotides long. The record is from the annotation of a GenBank genome assembly. NCBI's taxonomy places the organism in Eukaryota, Viridiplantae, Streptophyta, Magnoliopsida, Malpighiales, Linaceae.
CUUGGGGGUGAGGCAUUAAAAGGAGUCUCCUAUCGUAAUGUCACACACCAAAAACCCACAAACCAUUCCAUUCCACUCCACCACCUCAAAGUUCCUUCCUUUUUCACCAAAAAAUAAAAAAGUUCCUUCCUUUUUCUCUUCCAUUUCCCCUCUCACCUCAUCCAUCGUCCCUUUACUCUCUUCCCUGAGUUCCAUGCAUGAACAUUCGUUCCUUUCGUAAACCCAUCUCCAAUUUUGGUCGUGAGUUCCUCAUCUCGUAGUAAAUUGCUCCUGUAACAGAUAUCAGAGCAUACUCUGUAGCCGCCGCCGCCUCUGGGAACUGGGCUCUGAUCAGGAAUCCGCCGCCGGCAGUGGCAGGGGACGCCGUUGUAGGCUGGGCCUGGGGAAUUUUGAUGAUCGGCGGUGGCGGGUGGCUCGCAGCUAUAUCCACGCAUUUCAUUUGGUAGAUGCUUGGCGCCAAACUCUACAGUGCCUAUCAGGUGUUUGUGGUGAACCUACCACGUUCUGUGUCUGGAAGGUUUUUUUACGGACUGGUGAAGAUGAUGGCCUCCUUUUUGGCCUAAACUUAAAGAAGAGAUUGUGGGGGAGCAAAGUCACAGUAAAGGUGGUUAAUUUCUUCAAGAUAAAGCAUAUUGCUGGCUGGCACCAGCCCUCUUAAUUGAUUCUAGGAAAAGAAGACUCCCAGAAAAAUGAAGUUUAUGAAACUUGGAACCCGGCAAGAUACCUUCUAUACAGAAGAGGCUACAAGGUCCUUAGCAUCAGAAAUCUCCAGUGACCUUGAAAUCAGAAUCAACGGCAUUACUUACCUGCUCCACAAGUUUGCACUCCUUCCAAGAUGUGGGCUCUUACAAAGACUCUGUUCUGGUACUCCUGAACCUACCACUGUUACAAUGGAGCUCCAUGACAUUCCUGGAGGGGAAGAAGCAUUCGAACUCUGUGCCAAGUACUGCUAUGGAAUUACGAUCAGUCUCAGUGCCCAUAACUUCGUGCAAGCAUACUGUGCUGCUAAGUUCCUUCGCAUGACAGAAUCGGUCGAUCAAGGCAAUUUUGUGCUUAAGCUCGAGGCUUUCUUCAACUCUUGCAUCCUUGAAGGUUGGAAGGACUCCAUCAUGGCUCUCCAGACAACUGUGAAGCUGAAUGAAUGGUCCGAGAAUCUGGGGAUCAUCAGGAGAUGCAUCGACUCCAUUGUUGAUAAAAUCCUCAUGCCUCCUGCUAAGUGCAACUAUUUGGUGACCAAAACAUUGCAGGUCAGAUGGUCAUAUACUUACACAAGACCAGGGUUCAACAAGCACGAGCAAUCCGUCCCAAAAGAUUGGUGGACAGAAGACAUAUCAGACCUCGACAUAGACCUCUUCAGAUGCAUCAUUACAGCUCUGAAAUCAACGUACAUGCUGCCGCCACAGCUCAUUGGAGAAGCAUUACACGUGUACGCGUCUCGUUGGCUUCCAGACGCCACGAAAACUCGCCCUUUGGAAAGCUCAGAGCCGAGAGAAGUAGUCUCAGACAAGGAAAGUCAGAGAAGAGUCCUUGAAACCAUCGUGAGCAUGAUCCCAGUCGACAGAGGCUCAGUCUCCAUCGGCUUUCUUCUCAGGCUUCUUAACACUGCAAAUUACCUGGCCACGUCUCCUGCUACAAAGGCAGAGCUCAUAAGGAGAUCAAGCGUGCAACUUGAGGAUGCAAAUUUGAGUGACUUAUUGUUCCCUUCACAUUUGGGUCAGCAGGUUUAUGAUAUUGACUCAGUUGUAGCUGUGCUUGAGAGUUUCUUGGUGGUUUGGAGACGUGUGUCGCAAGAAGCUUCUGUGGAAGAGAGUCAGGUUGUGGCAUCGAUUAGGAGGAUUGGAAAGCUUGUUGAUUCUUACCUUCAAGUGGUGGCAAAAGAUCCCGACAUGCCCUUGUCAAAGUUUGUUUCUCUUGCUGAAGCUCUGCCAGAUGUUGCAAGAAGAAACCACGAUGAGCUUUACAAGGCCAUCAACAACUAUUUGAAGGUAUGGCUCAUAUCUCAUAAAAAAAAAGUUCGGUUAAAAGUGUAA